UUCAUUUCGGACUAGAGUGAGUCCUUUUAACGUUCACUGCGCAGAAUGUAGGAGUGACUUCACAACUGACACAGUCUCUCACAACGAAUUUCUUAUAUAUUUACUUGCGACAUUAGCAGAGGCAGUAAACAAAAGAAAAGCUACAACCAUGGGGAGAGGGAAGGUCGCCUCUGGAGUCCGAGACGUGUAAAAGAAGCCGCCUACAGAUUCUGGCGUCCCCAGAUGGUGUAGAAGAGAACUACUGUACUAGCUCGUUUCUCACUUGCCAGAAAACAUGGCCGUACCCGUAGCUGCCUCGUGCGUGUGCGUGCGUUUAGAUAAAAUGUUUGUGUUGGUGUUUCUUUGCGUGUGCCUCAUAGCAAAACUGUGUGUUUCGUCUGAAAUGGUAGUUACAGGAGCUGAGAAAACUUGUGACGCACUGUACCGUGACGGCGUCCAAGCUUAUUUGGAAGAAAGAUGGCAAGACUGCAUUGACAAUUUGGAACACGCGUUAUCAAGCUAUCGCUUAUUGAAGCAGACAACUGUGAACUGUAGACUAACGUGUCACGCUGCAGCAGAUGAAACCUCACCCAUGGGCCCAAAAAGCGUCGAUGAUCUCCAGUUUUUUGAAAAGAUGAUCAGGAAAACUUUGUGCUUAUUAAAAUGUAACAAACAUAACCCCAAAGAUGGUCUUCAUGGACUACCAAAGAGCGUUCUAAAAGAAUUCGAAGACUUGAAACCGUACGAAUAUUUGCAGUUAUGUUACUAUCAGAAAAAUUUACUGCAAAAAGCAGCGUCUGCUGUUUUCACCUACCUCGUCAACAAUCCAGACAAUAAAGUUAUGCAGGAAAACCUCAAGUUCUAUUCUGAGCUGCCAGAAGUGGAUAUGAGUGAAGUGGUCAAUUUUGAAGCACGGAACUACGUUUCCUUGUACAUCCAUGGUGCAGAAGCUUACCAACAUGAGGACUACAAAUCCGUUAUUAGCUACAUCGAGGAAUCUCUUGAAGAUUACCUGCGAGCUGAAGAUGAGUGCAGAGCUUACUGUGAGGGCCCGUUUGACCAAGGAUGGUUUCCAGAUUUUGUUUCGUCCAUUGCUAAUCAUUUCACCUACUGCCUCAAAUGUAAGCGAAGGUGUCCUGACAAACUGAAUUCUCUGAAUGGAGAAAAGCACCAAGACCUCCUUGCAAGCCAUUACCAUUUUCUGCAGUAUGCAUAUUAUAAAGUUGGAAAUUUAAGGAAAGCUUGUGAAGCCGUUGCCAGUUAUCUGAUGUUCUACCCUGCGGAUGAAACCAUGAUGAAUAAUAAGGAGUACUACUUUAAACUGCCAAAGGUAGAAAAGGACUUCUUCACACCAAGAGAGGAAGCUGUGGAGUAUGUGCAAAGGCAGGAAUAUGAACUCAGACUGCUUGAUUUCAUUGAAAAUGAAUUUUCUUUCAAAGAUGGAAGUGAAAAUGCAAUCGACAUCAAUGAAACUGAGAAUAAAUCCUCUCUAACCAAAGUGAAGGAUAGUAUUAUUAUGGGCACUGUUUCUAAAUCAAAACUGUUUCCACCACCUAUCAUCAAGUUUGAGUGGCCAAAAUAUGAAAUUAACAUUAAACCUAAUGAAGAAGAAUACAUUAUAAAACAUAAAGGGAAUGUAAUUAAAGAAAAUCUUGAGCACAGUAGCAGUGCUAGAACUGAAGAUGAAAAACGGGCAGAGGACAAAAUUAAGAGCCAGAAAAAGCGGGCUGUGGAACAGCUGCAAAGAACUGCUGCAAGGAAUAUAAAGGCUGUGAUGGGAGAAAGAGAGCUUCAUGGAAAACAUAGAUUUGUGGCUGAAGGAUUUGCUAAUGACAGUGAAUGCAGCAAACUUAUGAACUUGGCACAGGUAGCAGCUGUGCAAGGGGAUGGCUACAGUGGUAACAAAUCACCACAUACAGAUUUUGAGAAGUUUGAAGGCGUUACAUUAGGAAGGGUUGCUUUGCUUGUAUAUUUAGGUUUGAUAGAAGUGGACGUGCUGGAUCUGUACCUGAACCUAAGUGAAAUUGGCCGAGACUAUUUAGAAAGAUAUUUCAACCUAAAAACUGAGUUAUACUUUACAUAUACACACCUUGUAUGCAGAACAGCACUGAAUGAUUCUCCAGACAAUAGAUCAGAUAUGAGUCAUGCCAUCCAUGCUGACAAUUGCAACUUACUGGAGAAUGGAGAAUGUCCUAAGAGUCCACCUGCAUACACAUGGAGAGACUUCAGUGCCAUUUUGUAUCUGAACGAGGAUUUUGAGGGAGGAGAAUUCAUAUUUGCUACAGAUUUAACUGCAAAAAAUGUUCAGAGUCUAGUGAAGCCACGCUGUGGCAGACUGGUUGGCUUCUCAGCAGGAAGUGAGAACCCACAUGGAGUGCGCAGUGUGCAGAGGGGACGCCGCUGUGCCCUGGGACUCUGGUUUACUCUGAACCCUUUUUAUGAAGAGAUUGAACAUAUUUUAGCAAAGCAAGUACUGCUCCAAGUGCAACAAGAAGGCAGUAUUACAGAUCAGUUACUUCAUGAACUUGAAAAACAUGUAUAUGUAGGAUCCAGUAUUUCUCACCAUAAACCAACUUCUACAGCAAUUAAAGAACAGUUAAAUCUCCAGGAUAAUUAUGUGAAGAAAAGUCAAAUUCCAGAUUGAGGUCUUCUGGAUUGUGACACUUGGUCAUCUUGUAAGCUGAUACUAAUGUUUCAGAUACAUGUGCUGACUCCAUCUUCAGAGUUGAAGUGUGUUGGUUCAGGCAGAUUAUAGAACGGUGGUCAUGAGACCUGAAGGAGGGAUGAGGAAAGGAGCCUGAUCUGGGCCAAUGGAAAAAUGGACAGGAAACAUGGCCCUUUUACGGGCACACUCAGGGUAUUUUUCCAGUCUUUCUUCUGAUUGAUCUGAAUCAAGCUCAUUUUCUUAACCUUUCUCUUGUGUCUCAUGACCAUAUUCCUUGCAAUCUGCCCACAUAACUGCAUUAAUUCCUGAACCUACUCAGUUCAAUUCUGGAGAUGAAGGUAGCAUGUUUCUUCAGAAUAUUGGUAUCUGUCUUCAAGACCACAUGGUGUCACAACCCAGAAGACCUCAAUCUCAACAAUCAUCACUGUGGAAACCUCAAAACUUCAACAUAGAUUUGGUGACAUGGUAGCAAGCAGUGAGUCUAUACAUUUAAAACUGAAAGGCAUAAAAAUGUAAAUAUUCUUGAGCUAUACGUAUAUGUCACAUGGAAUGUAUGGGUAUAAAGACUACUGAAUUAUGUAACUAAUUGCAUUAUUCACCGAGAAAAGGAUAUUACAAUACUCAACAAUCAGCAAUACAUCCAGUAUUCUACAAUAACAGGAAGAAAAUCCAUCAACAUCUCUCAUUACUGCUGUCUGUUGUCACGUUAAUGGAGUAGAACACUAUGACUUAUAUAAGUAUCACUUUAAUUUAUUAAAAUGUAGUGUAGUUUUGAUCCACUGUAAUGGGUUUUGAAUUAAUAGUUCCACUAUCAUCAGCAGGAAACAAAGGAUUUAAGUGGUACAAGGACCAAAUUUUUUGUCAAAUUAUAAUUCAUAUUAAAUUUGUCAGAUUGAAAAGUCUAUCAACAGAGUAAAGUAAAUUAAUAAAUAAAUAAAUAAAAUCCUUGGUUUUUAGAGGUAACUGAGACAUAAAUAUAUGAUGAAAGCUGGUAGUAAUAGGCUCUCUGUUGGACACUAUCACUAGAAUUGAUGUUUUAGGCAUGUCUCACAAAUGUGCAAGAAGCUCGCUUACUAAAUGCCUGAACUUUGCCAUAUUUUCAAAGGAUUUAUCAGAUGUCUCACAUAUAAUUCCAGGUACUGCUGGUUUUCAUUGACUUUCACAAUGCUAUAUCCUAAAGAAAGAUUGAAAAGUAAGCAUACCCUAGUUUCAGGCCAUUCUGAAUAAGAAGUGUGUCAUACAAAUGUAUAUCUACUUGGGCUUUAAGUGCAGGUUUCACUGAAAGAUAUUUUAAGAAUGCCUACU
This is a messenger RNA of Cryptotermes secundus, 3949 nucleotides long. RefSeq names its product prolyl 3-hydroxylase 1. The record is from RefSeq and is a predicted model, not a curated record. The transcript has 12 exons. Gene Ontology annotation, biological process: collagen metabolic process. NCBI's taxonomy places the organism in Eukaryota, Metazoa, Arthropoda, Insecta, Blattodea, Kalotermitidae. Bases 275 to 2623 code for a protein of 782 amino acids. Gene Ontology annotation, molecular function: oxidoreductase activity, acting on paired donors, with incorporation or reduction of molecular oxygen; iron ion binding; protein binding.